AUUAUUUGUAAGAAACCGAUAUCGGCACAGGUGCCAAGUCGAUAUGGUUCGCGCAUUUUCGCACAGUCAAUGCCGAUAUCCUCGGCUUCUGUCGGACUGGCGCUAAUGUUCAGAUUUGCGUUUGCUUUGUUACUGCUGUACUCACUGCAGGUUUCCUGCGUAUCGUAUGCGGUAAAGACUUCAGAUUGGCUUGAAACAGUUUGCAAAGAUUUUGAUAAAUAUGGAGCAAACAUACUCUGCUGAAAACAUUUCCGUUAGACUGAUAACUGGCCUGCUACUCGGAAUACUGUUAACGUUUUCGGACGUCGCAGCUCACAUCAGUUUAGUUUAUCCCCGGGCUAGACAGUAUCCCAUAAACGCCCUGACUAACAGGAAUGCUCCGGUUGGACCAUGUGGAAUGCCCAAAGGAAAUGACGUUACUGAGCUGCUAAUGGGAAGCUCUUUUAAUGUGACCUGGGCAGUCGGCCAGCUGCAUGAAGGUGGAUACAGAAUUGAGUUACUAGAUAAAGAAUAUAAUGCAAUAGCAACAUUGGCUCCUCCGAAUGGAAAGGCCUAUGAAUUCUCUGGAAAUAACUCGGCUGGAAAUAUUGGAUACGUCACCCUGCCGGCGGAAGUGACUUGCGGUCGCUGCAUAAUUCGUGUUAUCAAGCAAGGCUUGGGUCCAGCGUGGACGAACACUCCCGCCUCGGCAGUUCCGCCUGGGUUCAGGACCUGUGCGGAUGUCAGCAUAGUGGAAAAGCCGACAACUGAAAAAUCGUCGUGUUCUGAUCACGGAACAUGGAAUGAUGGUUUCUGCAAGUGUGAAAAACCAUUUGUCGGCACCUUCUGCGAGUUUGAAGAGGAGUGCUUGGACGACACUGACUGCGACAACGGUGGAAAAUGCAUCAACACCCACGCCCAGUUCUAUCCUAAGCAUCAGUGCUAUUGUCCCACCGGUUGGUUUGGUCCGAAAUGCGCGAGCGAGUCAUCGGUCAAGGACUUCAACUUCCAACCGGAUCUAUACAGAAAACGCUCGUCGCCCGGUAAUUUUACGUUUUACUGGAGAAUCCUGCCAGAUAUCGGAGAAAUAGAGGUGAUUCUGGAAGCCGGCACAACCAACUGGGUCGGUUUCGGUUGGCGCCCGGAAGGGAUCAACACCACUUGCAAAACAUUUCCCAUCAUUCCAAAAGAAACAGUUUCAUCUGUUUCAAAAAAUGGAGAAGUCAUUCAGACGGUUGUGGAUUUCCAAGAUCAGGCAUUUUUCGCUGUGCCGCUCCAUCCCAUGGGUUGCAACGAUAUUACAUACGCAGCUGCUCAAGGACAACUGUGUCGCAUUCGUGACCUUUAUACUCGUGAUCACUCCACACCGCUACCAGAUGAAGUAUUUGGUGGGGAGCAAAGUCUUACAGCUGGAAACUGUUAUGAAGAUCCAGAUACAGGAAUCUUGCAUGUUUUAUUUCGCAAAAAAUUGCAAGCAUCUCAUCCCACCGACCAGUCUAUUGUCAAUGGCGUUAUGCAUGUGAUUUGGGCAAUAGGAGAAGUGCCAUAUUCCCCGACAACAAGCGAUGCCGACAUGUACAAAGAAGCCGACAGCAAAACGUUCUACCGAAAAGGCGAACUAAACAGUCAUGCCCACUCUCCUCGAAACAGAGGAUUUUUCAAAAUUAACCUGAUGACAGGUGGCUCGUAUUAGUUUCUGCAUUCGCAGCCUGGGCGAGAUACAUAUGUUUAUCUAUCGUAUUUGCGGACAACGCGCUCAGAUUUUUCGUUGUGAUGAAUUAGCUACAGCCGACAAACUCGUGAGAUUUUAAAUUGGAGCAACUGCGGUCUUGAUUUCCAUUGCGGACAGUUAUUAAUUUUGCAAUAUUUACGGUAAGAUAUGCAGAGUACAAUGCAUAUAAUACAAAUACGUCAUUUUUCAAUACUGCAGCGCGCAUGGAGUUUGAGCGC
Molecule: messenger RNA, 1929 nt
Organism: Paramacrobiotus metropolitanus
Lineage: Eukaryota; Metazoa; Tardigrada; Eutardigrada; Parachela; Macrobiotidae
Exons: 10
Coding region: 221-1672 (483 amino acids)
Source: RefSeq, a predicted model, not a curated record